Lichtheimia ornata is the source of this 729-nucleotide messenger RNA. RefSeq lists its product as uncharacterized. The transcript is spliced from 5 exons. The record is from RefSeq and is a predicted model, not a curated record. Lineage: Eukaryota; Fungi; Mucoromycota; Mucoromycetes; Mucorales; Lichtheimiaceae. Gene Ontology annotation, molecular function: GTP binding; GTPase activity. The coding region runs from base 1 to 729 and encodes 242 amino acids.
AUGGCUUCUGAAAACGACUCCCCCUCGAUCACAACAAGACCCAUUGUCCAGUCUUCAGUGCAAUCCAACAGCAAACCGAUCAAUGUCAAACUUGUUUUACUCGGUGAAUCUGCUGUAGGCAAGUCUAGUCUGGUGCAUCGAUUUGUGAAUCGCAGUUAUGAGGAUAACCGAGAGCCUACUAUUGGAGCUGCCUUCCUUACCCAGCGAGUACAGCUCGAUGAUCGAACAAUCAAGUUUGAAAUUUGGGAUACUGCAGGACAAGAACGAUUCCAUUCAUUGGCUCCCAUGUAUUAUCGUAACGCUCAAGCUGCCAUCAUUGUCUAUGAUAUCACAAAGAGUAAAACAAUGACAAAAGCCAAAUCAUGGGCAAAGGAACUACAACGACAAGCCAAUUCGAAUAUCGUCAUUGCUCUCGCUGGCAACAAGUUGGAUUUGGUGGAAGGCAAUGAGGCGGAUAACACAAGUGUCGAUAGUGAACAACAUGAACGUCAAGUCCCUGAAGAAGAUGCUCGUGCCUAUGCAGAAGAAGCGGGUCUGUUGUUUAUGGAAACGAGCGCCAAAACCAGUGAGAAUGUGGAUACCAUGUUUAUGGAAAUUGCCAAAAAGAUCCCAUUGGAGCAUCUUAUCGCUGCUGGUCGAACCGAAGGUCGUGGUUUGAGAGGAGCUGGUAAUGUCGAUCUUAUGCAGCCAGCUACUGAACCUCAAGGAGCCGGUCGAUGCGCUUGUUAA